UCCUAUACUUUAUGUUAUUAAGAUUGAAAUGUCAUGCGUGCUGUAUAUUUUUAUCUUAAGAUGGGUAAAUAAACAAAAGAAAAGAGGGUUAUCCGUUAAUUAAGGGAUCGGAAAGGUUAGCAAUCAAGCAAAUAUUGCGAAAGGCUCUAGAUUACUACUAGCACACGUAUAUACUCAAAUUAGAUUGUUUCAAGGUUGUAAAUAAGCAGAAGAGAGAGAAAUAUUGCCAUUUGAUCAAAUGAAAAACAACCCUUAACAAAAAAAACAGAAAGGAAAAAGAGGGAGAGGAAAAAAGAAACAAACUUUAAAAUAAAUAUAUGGAAGCUUGAAUUGGUUUUUAUAAUUUAAUUCUUACAUUAUUCAACAUCUCUAAGUGAUUCUUCUUAUCCUACAUCUCCUCUGCGUUCUCUUUUCGAGGAAUCGAGGCGCGGAGGAGGUACAACAUAAGAAGAAUACACACAAAGAGGAAAAAGAGAGGGGUUAAGGUUAAGGUUAAGAAGCUAAUUUAUAAAUUAAGGCAACUGCGAACAAAGAAGGUUGAUAAUAUAUGAUGUGGAAUCAACAACACCACCACCUUCAACAACAACUAUUACCACCACCACCACAAAAUGUUGUUAGUGAGGUUAAGAAAAAUGGUGAAGUUGCUGUUGCAAUUGAUAAAGAUAAAGGAAGCCAAUAUGCUCUUAAAUGGGCUGUUGAUCAUGUUCUUAAUAAGGGUCAAACUGUUACUUUGCUCCAUGUUAAGCAAAGAAAUCCUACCAAUUCCCUUAUAAAUUCGCCGGCGCCCCUCUCUGAUAGCCAUGAAGAUGUUGCUAGAUCCGCUAAGUACUACGCUGAAACUCAAGCUCGGGAGAUCUUCCUUCCUUUUCGAUGUUUCUGCAGUCGUAAAGAUGUUGUAUGUAAUGAGGUUAUUUUGGAAGACAUUGACAUUUCGAAAGCUUUGAUAGAAUACUGCCAACAUAACGCGAUUGAGGUCAUGGUUGUAAGUGCUUCAUCAAGGAAUCAAUUGAUGAGGAGGUUCAAAGGCCCGGAUGUUGCAACAAAUCUAUUCAAAGGUUGCCCUGAAUUUUGCUCUGUGUAUGUGAUCUCGAAGGGGAAAAUGUUACAUAGUCGAUCCGCCACUCGUCCUCUCCCAAGACCUUCUAGCCGAAGCCCGCCACAUUGCCAACCCAUUCCCAAUGGUAUCCCUAUAUAUGAAUCCCCUAUGCGUCCAGGUGGUUACGUUUCAAGAGACAGAGAAAAGAUGCAUUUUAACCCAAAUAGGGGCAUUGAAGAAAUGGACUCAAUAAGGUCACCAUUUACUAGGGGAAGAGCAGCAAAUGGCAGGGCAUAUGGUGAAAUUGGUAUGCCAGAUUCAGACAUAUCAUUUGUUAACCCUUCUUGGCCAACCAAUGAGCCAAGAGUUAGUAUUGAUCGUCCUUCCUUUGAUGCAAUGGACUGGGGUCUCGCGCCUCGGGCUUCGAGUGGAUCGGAUGCAGAUCGUAUGAGUGUUGGUUUAGUGACAGACAGGAAAUCAAUCGAUCAAAAUGCCUUAUUGGAGUAUUCCUCUUCAAAUUGUAGUGGCUUUUCAUCAUCUUCAGAAGAUUUUGAGUCUGAGAUGAGAAGAUUGAGAAUGGAGCUCAAGAAAACUAUGGAGAUGUACAAUGCAGCUUGCAAGGAAGCACUAACUGCAAAGCAAAAGGCAAGUGAGCUUCAAAGAUCAAGGAUUGAAGAAGAUCACAGAUUAGAAGAGGCACGUUACGCAGAGGAAACAGCACGAGCAAUCGCGGAGCAAGAGAAAGCCAAGUGUAGAGCGGCAAUGGAAGCAGCCGAAGCCGCUCAGAGACUGGCAGAUCUCGAAUCACAAAAGAGAGAGCUAGCAGAAAAGAAAGCCACCAAAGAAGCAGAAGAGAAGAAGGCAGCACUUCAAGCUUUGAAUCACAAUGAUGUUAGGUAUAGGAAAUAUAGCAUCAAAGAGAUUGAAGCUGCUACUUCUUACUUUUCUGAAUCACUUAAGAUUGGUGAAGGUGGUUAUGGUCCUGUUUAUAAGAGCACUCUUGAUCAUACACUUGUAGCCAUUAAGGUUCUUAGGCCUGAUGCCGCGCAGGGAGAGGCACAAUUUCAACAAGAGGUUGAAAUAUUAAGUUGCAUAAGACAUCCAAACAUGGUGCUCCUCUUGGGAGCAUGCCCCGAGUACGGUUGUCUAGUCUACGAGUACAUGUCUAAUGGAAGCUUAGAAGAUCGCCUCUUUUGUAGAGAUAACACUCCGCCACUCCCAUGGCAACUAAGAUUCCGUAUUGCAGCAGAGAUCGGUACAGCAUUACUCUUCCUUCACCAGUCAAAGCCUGAGCCAUUAGUGCACCGUGACCUUAAACCAGCCAACAUUUUACUAGAUCGAAAUUUUGUGAGUAAAAUCAGUGACGUUGGUUUGGCAAGGUUGGUGCCACCAUCUAUAGCCGACACAGUAACACAGUAUCGGAUGACUCAAGCAGCCGGAACAUUCUGUUACAUCGAUCCAGAGUAUCAGCAAACCGGGAUGCUAGGGACUAAAUCGGAUAUUUACUCCUUAGGCAUCUUGUACUUGCAAUUGAUCACGGCUAAGCCAGCUAUGGGUUUAACUCAUCACGUACAAAGGGCUAUCGAAAGAGGGACUUUUCGAGAUAUGUUGGAUCCGUACAUACAUGACUGUCCUUACGAAGAGGCCUUACAAUUUGCUAAACUUUCGCUUCAAUGUGCAGAGUUACGAAGGAAGGAUAGACCUGAUCUUACACAAAUACUUCCUGAGCUUAACAGAUUUAGGGAGUUUGGUGAAGCAAAUAUGCCCACCAUCAUGUUUUCUCCCGUACCUUCAAACUCGUCGUAUAGGCCAAGUCAAGUCAUGACCAUAAACAAUUAUUCACAGGAUAGUGAAAACCCAUCAUUGCAAUCGACGGCAUCUAGCAACAGAAGCCAAACAAGUGUUUCAUCUUCAUCAGGAGAAAAAUUGUAGCAUCUAUAAAAUCUUUUUUAUUUCUCUCUCUCUCCAAUCGUAAACUUUAUAACAUUUGAUCAAUGUAAACUCCCUAGAAGGCUAGUUUUCACCUAGUCCUCCCUACCCAUGGAUCGCCUAUUGGCCACCAAAGAAAACGUAAAGAUGAACAAAAUAUGGAUGCGACAGAGGUGGUAAUACGCUAUAAGCUAAGUUGUGAUGAAAAAAGUGGGAGAAUAGUAUAUUUUUCAGAUUUAUGUUAAGAGUUGGAUACAAUUCGACUUUGGAAUAGAGUUUUGUAUGUACAAAAAUUUUAUUAACAGAUAAUUCCAUUGUCUUUUUAGUCCUCACAUUUUUGUUGUGGCAAAUUAGCAAUGUUUCUAUAAAAAAAAUUUGAUGUACUCAUAUCAGUUUCAUCAGGGUUGAUUUGAAGUUGUAGAAUUUGUCAAUGCAACUUUUUGGAACAUUUUCCCUAUACAAGACUAUAAAGAAUAUACUUGUAUAAGCUUUUAACUACAAAUAAGUAAAAAAAUAGGGAAAAAUACAUAUAUGUUUAUCCUACCAAAAACAAAUUUUGAGCAAUCCUUUCAAAUUAGAUUAUUAAUGUUGCAAAGAAGCAAACGAGUAUAGGAAAGUUUUGAAAGGGUAAGAAAACACAAUAACUAAA
Messenger RNA from Chenopodium quinoa (quinoa), 3614 nucleotides. Its product is annotated as U-box domain-containing protein 52-like. Gene Ontology annotation, biological process: protein phosphorylation. Lineage: Eukaryota; Viridiplantae; Streptophyta; Magnoliopsida; Caryophyllales; Amaranthaceae. The transcript is spliced from 10 exons. Gene Ontology annotation, molecular function: ATP binding; protein kinase activity. Bases 548 to 2968 code for a protein of 806 amino acids. The record is from RefSeq and is a predicted model, not a curated record.